AUGGCUCAAAAUAUGAAAUUGAAAUAUGACAAGUAUUGGGGAUCACUUGAUAGUGUGAACCAAUUCUUGUUGAUAGCUGUUGUUCUUGAUCCUAGGUUGUACAAGGCAAGUUUCGUUAGUAUUCAAACUCAAAGUUUUAGUAUUUCUACUACAUCUUCAAGUAUUGGCAGCAGCUUAGUGACUGAUAGUUCUAGCUCCUUAAGCUUUGGAGGUGAUAGGAAAAAGGCUAUGAAGGAAAAGUGGAAAAAGAGACAAGAAGAUAAAGAGGCAGUGGUUCUAUCUCAUGAGAUAGAUAGAUAUUUGUCAUAUGAUGCAGAACAAGAUAUUGAACAUUUUGAUAUUUUAAAUUGGUGGAGGGUGAAUGCUUGUAAAUAUCCAGUUUUAGCAACCAUUGCAAGAGAUGUGCUUGCAAUUCCAGUCUCUACAGUUGCCUGA
This is a messenger RNA of Prunus armeniaca (apricot), 435 nucleotides long. Lineage: Eukaryota; Viridiplantae; Streptophyta; Magnoliopsida; Rosales; Rosaceae. The record is from the annotation of a GenBank genome assembly.